Molecule: messenger RNA, 681 nt
Organism: Sitophilus oryzae (rice weevil)
Lineage: Eukaryota; Metazoa; Arthropoda; Insecta; Coleoptera; Curculionidae
Product: lysosomal acid lipase/cholesteryl ester hydrolase-like
Exons: 3
Biological process (GO): lipid metabolic process
Source: RefSeq, a predicted model, not a curated record
AUACCAUAGAUAUAUUUUGUAUCAACACGUGCCAAAAUUGUAAUUACCAAUUACAACAAACAUAUAUAAACUUAUAUUGAUACUUAUUUUAUGUGCAUUUUUAUGUCGACCGCAUAGUUCUUAUUGCCCGCAACAUAGAAGCACUUGGCCAUCCUAUAUAUUUCCUAAAAUUAAAAUAAAGUUUUGAGUAAACAUUAAAAACGAAGAAAUAAUGCGCACUUUAUCUUUUGAUAUAGUUUUGAUUUUCUUCAAUUUGUUUGCAUUAAUUUGUGAGAAUGUCGCUAGAGGGCCUUCAACAGUAUGCAAUACUACGGAGGCAUAUUUUGAUCAUCCAGAUACAAAUAGCAACUGUAGAAUUGAUAAAGACCUUAAUGUUUCAGUGAGUGAAAUAGCCAAGAACCAUGGUUUUACUCUUGAAAAACACACAAUAGAAACAGACGAUCUGUAUGUAUUAACCACCUAUAGAUUAAAAAAAACAGACAAAGAUUAUGGAAACAAAACUAUUUUUCUUCAACAUGGUUUGAUGGCCGAUUUUACCAGUUUUAUAUAUAAUGGCAAUAAUUCUCUAGCUUUCUAUUUAGGAAAUCUUGGCUAUGAUGUCUGGUUAGGGAACUACAGAGAUACUGAGUACUGCAGUCAUAAGUACUUGCUACGAACAGAUCCAAAAUACUGGGAAUUUAG